AUGCAAUGUCUACUGCGAGAACAGCCUCGAUCGCUGGCACUCGCAAAUAGAGACUAUGCUCUGGUCUUUCAUUCUGUCCCUCAAAACAAGAAUUCGUUGUCCGUUUGUAUAGCAGAGUUUGUAUCUCUCAGCGAAAAAAGGCUAGAUGGUUUCCAAAGAAUUUCUACUCGCCCUAUCUACGGGACACUUGGUCUCAUUGAACUUGAGAACUCUAACUUUUUAUGCGUUAUUACAGGAGCUAGCGAGGUCGCUCGUAUUCGAGAAGGAGAACGCAUUUUUCGUAUUACAGAGGUUUGCUUUUACAGUGUGAAUCGUUCCACUUGGGAUCACAUUCGUCAAGAAGGUAAUUCUUUAGACACGGGAGAAGGGUACGAUUCAGAAAUUCCAGGGUAUGAUGCAUCCAAGUAUGCUUCAGAGCCUUUUGGAAGCCUACGAAAACUUUUAACGAAUGGAACUUUUUAUUUUUCCCUAGAUUUCGAUAUUACUUCUCGUUUACAGUUGCGCACUUCACAUGCUUAUACAGAUAUUCAGUCAGACACUAUGCAUGACCAGUUUAUGUGGAAUGAAUUUAUGCUCCGUCAGUUGUUUAAGUUUCGUUCCCAUUUGAAUUCUGACGAAAAAGAGGUGAUGGAUUCAUGCUGCUUCUAUACUUGUGUAAUUCGUGGCUUUUCCGGUACGGAACCUUUCAAGCUGGGGAUGCAAAAUGUACGGCUUUCGCUCAUAUCAAGGUUAUCGUCUUACCGUGCAGGUACAAGAUUCCUUGCUCGUGGUGUUGAUGACGAUGGCAAUGUUGCCAACUAUGUUGAAACAGAAACCAUUCUUGAUACUCCGAAUUAUUCAGUCAGCUUUGUUCAAGUGCGAGGAAGUAUUCCUAUUUUUUGGGAACAAGAAGGCGUGCAGAUGUUUGGGCAGAAAAUUGACAUCACCCGUUCUUUUGAAGCAACUCGAGCCGCUUUUGAGAAGCAUUUCAGUGAUAUAAUUAAAGAGUAUGGUCCUGUUCACAUUGUCAACUUGCUCGGCACUGGUUCUGGAGAACGAUCUCUUUCUGACAGACUGCGACAGCAUAUCCAGUUCUCCCCCGAAAAAGAAUUAAUUCACCUCACCGAAUUUGACUACCACUUCUUAAUUCGUUCGUUUGAGGAUGCAAAUAAAAUUCGUCCUAUGCUUUACAGCGAUGUUGAAUCUUUCAGCUUUUAUUCAGAAAAGCGGAAUGGAGAGGCAAUUCUAACACAGGAUGGCACUUUUCGAACAAACUGCCUCGAUUGCCUCGACAGAACCAACGUUAUUCAAAAUCUAAUUUCUAGGAUGAUUUUAGAAAAUGUAAUGAUACACACUCGACAAAAUGCGGGUUAUGAUUUCUGGCAGAUACACUCUACACUGUGGGCAAACAACGGUGAUGCAUUGUCUCAUAUUUACACAGGUACCGGCGCUUUAAAGUCUAGUUUCACUAGAAAAGGAAAAUUGAGUUUAACAGGUGCCUUAAACGAUUUGUCUAAAAGCGUGGGACGCAUGUAUAUUAAUAAUUUUCAGGAUAAAGGAAGACAAGAAACCAUUGAUUUAUUACUUGGCCGUUUAAUUGAUCAACAUCCUGUGAUCUUAUAUGAUCCUAUUCAUGAAUAUGUUAAUCAUGAGCUAAAGAAGCGAGAAGAUGAGUUCUCGGAACAAAAGAAUAUAUCAAUAUUUGUUGCAAGCUAUAACCUAAAUGGAUGCUAUCCUACUUCUGAUCUGGAAAGGUGGCUUUUCCCUGAUGAUAAUCCCAUGGCUGAUAUUUAUGUCGUUGGUUUUCAGGAAAUCGUCCAACUAACUCCCCAGCAGGUAAUAAACGCUGAUCCUGCAAAAAGGCGUGAAUGGGAAACGUGUGUAAAACAUAUAUUAAAUAACAGAGCCAAGGAUGACACAAAGUAUGUCCAGUUGCGGUCAGGUCAGUUAGUUGGUACAGCCAUGAUAGUCUUUGUGAAAGAGUCUUGCCUACCAAGCAUAAAAAAUGUAGAAGGAACAAGUAAGAAAACGGGAUUAGGAGGCGUUUCCGGCAACAAGGGAGCCGUUGCUAUUCGAUUUGAUUUUGAAGAUACCGGCAUUUGUUUUAUUACUUCUCAUCUUGCAGCGGGUCAUACAAAUUACGAUGAAAGAAAUCAUGAUUACCAGACCAUUGCGAAUGGCUUGAGAUUUAAGCGAGGCCGCUCAACAUUCAAUCAUGACUAUGUUGUAUGGUUCGGAGAUUUCAAUUAUCGUAUUUCGUUAACGUAUGAAGACACUAUUUACUGCAUUGAACAAGGAAAGCUGCAUAGUUUAUUUGAAAAAGAUCAACUAAAUAAUCAAAUGCUAAUGGGCGAAGUAUUUCCUUUCUUUUCUGAGCUACCUAUUACAUUUCUUCCUACUUAUAAAUUUGAUAUAGGCACUGAUAUAUAUGAUACCUCAGAUAAACAUCGCGUCCCAGCUUGGACCGACCGGAUACUGUUUCGAGGAGAGUUAAAACCAAUUGUCUAUAAUUCCGCUCCUUUAUAUUUUUCUGACCACCGUCCUGUUUAUGCGUCUUACGAUGCAAGCAUUGUCAAAAUUGACAAAGCAAAAAAGAAACGACUUUUUGAAGAAAUUUACAUGCAAAGGAAGGUUGAGGUACGGGAUGCUAAUAGCACUUCGUAUACCUUAAUUGACAUUGCUGGUUCUGUUGCUGGAAAACCCAAUUUAAUUCCUUAUGUGCCAGCUAACGGCAUGGAUAAGCUCAAGAAGCCGAGUGAUGACAACAGAAAAUGGUGGUUUGAAGACGGUUUACCUGCUCGUUCCAUUGCAGCACGACCCGGAAAUGACUAUCAACUAAAUCCAGACCGCCCCUGUAAUCCUUUUACUCCAAGCAAAAAACCUGACUGGGUUAAAACUGAAAAAGCUUUGACUUUAGAGAAAAGACAAGAGCAGCAUCCAGCGGUGAACUCUCAAUCCGUGAAUCCUUUACAUUCUUUGAAUACAAGUCAUCCCGCUUUAAUUCCUCAGCAGUCGUUAUCCAAACCGACGAAACCCUCAAAGCCUGAGUCUUUAGCAGCUCCACGAACGAAGCCAGCGCUACCUCCCAGGUCGAAUCCUUCUUCUUCAAACUCUACGUCUCUACGUUCUUCACCUAGUAAUAUUCCGCCCACUCCUCCUCCUAGGAAGUCGACGAAUACCCCUCAGCCAGACCUGCUAGGGUCUUCGCCUGAGGAUAGCAAACUGACCUGGAAACCGCUUGUGUAA
This is a messenger RNA of Schizosaccharomyces osmophilus, 3225 nucleotides long. It is a transcript of the gene syj1, whose product is annotated as inositol-polyphosphate 5-phosphatase. NCBI's taxonomy places the organism in Eukaryota, Fungi, Ascomycota, Schizosaccharomycetes, Schizosaccharomycetales, Schizosaccharomycetaceae. Gene Ontology annotation, molecular function: phosphatidylinositol-4,5-bisphosphate 5-phosphatase activity; phosphatidylinositol-3,5-bisphosphate 5-phosphatase activity. Gene Ontology annotation, cellular component: membrane; cytoplasm. The coding region runs from base 1 to 3225 and encodes 1074 amino acids. The record is from RefSeq and is a predicted model, not a curated record. The transcript has a single exon. Gene Ontology annotation, biological process: phosphatidylinositol dephosphorylation.